AUGGACAGCCCCGAGGAUUCCAAAACAAUAGCAGACUGCCUUACCAAAGAACGAUACCAGAUACCGCAAGUGCCCACGGCCUAUAACAACGGACGGCAGUGGCAUAGCAGAACGCGCCCUGAGCCUGCAUAUCUAGCGCAUCGUCCUCGCCGUCUUCCUGCCCAGCAUGGAGCAGUUGGGAAUGGUCUUCCUCUUCCCCAGAAGUCAGCGUCAGCUUCAGGUUCCGCCCGUCAGGACCCGGAAAGAGAUCGGAUUUCAUACAAGCUCAAAGCGUCACCGCAUUUAGUAGACUUCUUUUCUCCCGAUGAUAGUCUUGUGGCCACAACAUUAGCGGAACUAGUAGCCUCGUCUGAUGCUGGCGAAGAGCCCAUGUCCGAAAUAUCAGCAGCGGUGGUAACCCCAUCUACUUCUGAGGGAGAUCCUGAUCCUGACUCCAAAGGGCCAACCAAAGUCAGUCAAGAAACUGAAUUGCUGUACAUCAGAGAUUGGGAAUCCGCACUUUCUUAUAAGCAUGGUCCCCUCAACGACCAUAAUUAUGUCGCUGUUUCUUCGUCAGCUGCAUUUCUUCCAAACAACCCCAUGAAAUGGCGCCACAGGAUAGAGGAAAGGAACACAAAUCAAAGUUUAUAA
Molecule: messenger RNA, 630 nt
Organism: Fusarium verticillioides 7600
Lineage: Eukaryota; Fungi; Ascomycota; Sordariomycetes; Hypocreales; Nectriaceae
Exons: 1
Coding region: 1-630 (209 amino acids)
Source: RefSeq, a predicted model, not a curated record